This is a messenger RNA of Salvia hispanica, 1505 nucleotides long. NCBI's taxonomy places the organism in Eukaryota, Viridiplantae, Streptophyta, Magnoliopsida, Lamiales, Lamiaceae. The record is from RefSeq and is a predicted model, not a curated record.
AACUAGGUUGCUUGCUUGGCUCCAAACAUCCCAGAAACUUAUGAGCUACAUUUUGCUGUUCCAAUGGCUGGAGCAAUCCUCUCCAUCCUAAACACACACCAUGAUUCCGCCAUGGUGGCCGCGUUACUCACACGUUCCCAACCCAAGAUCGUCUUCGUGGACUACCAGUUUCUCGACAUUGCCAAUGGCGUGUUAAAGAUCAUGUCCGAGAAGGCCAUCCGGUUGCCCUGCCUAAUCUUGAUCCCAGACCCUCAUGAUUCCGUUUCUGGCAUGACAACAUACGAUUCGUUACUAGCGGAAUCGGAGAAUGAAGAUGAGUUUGUGGUAGUAAGGCCGGAUGACGAGUGUGACCCUAUAUCUCUCUGCUACACCUCUGGCACGACCUCGACCCCCAAAUGCGUUGUGUAUAGCCACAGAGGCGCGUAUCUCAACUCAUUGUCUUCGAUUCUGCUCACCGAGAUGAAAUCCAUGCCUGUGUAUCUGUGGACUGUACCCAUGGUCCACUGCAAUGGAUGGUGCCAGGCUUGGGCCGUCGCGGCCCAAGGUGGCACCAAUAUAUGUCUAAGGAAUGUGACAGCUGAGGGAAUAUUCGACAGUGUGGCCAAUCACAGAGUGACACAUAUGGGAGGUGCUCCCACCAUCUUGAACAUGAUCAGCAAUGCUGGUGCUAGUGAAAGAAGGCCUCUCCCGGGGAGGGUGGCCGUGAUGACAGGUGGCGCACCACCGCAUCCCCGGGUGCUAUCUGAGAUGGAGGAGCAAGGGUUCGACAUCACACACGCGUAUGGCCUCACAGAGACCUACGGGCCAGGGACCAUAUGCGCGUGGCAGCCAGAGUGGGACGCCCUGCCUCUUGAGGCGCGGGCGAAACUCAGGGCGCGACAGGGAGUGCAGCAUCUCGGGAUGGAAAAUGUCGAUGUGAAGGACCCUGUCACUAUGCAGAGUGUGGCUCGGGAUGGGAAGGCGAUGGGUGAAGUGAUGUUUAGAGGGAAUACGGUGAUGAGUGGUUACUAUAACGACAUUAAGGCGACUGAAGAAGCGUUUCGAGGGGGUUGGUUUCGUACGGGAGACUGGGGCGUUAUGUAUCCCGAUGGGUACAUAGAGGUGAAAGAUCGGUCCAUAGAUGUAAUCGUGUCUGGAGGGGAGAAUAUAAGCUCGAUAGAGGUGGAGGCGGUCAUCUUUAGCCAUCCGGCCGUGUUUGAGGCUGCUGUCGUGGGAAGGCCGGAUGAGGAUUUGGGCGAGACGCCUUGUGCGUUUUUGAAACUCAAGGAGGGUCAUGCUGCAACCGAGGAGGAGAUCAUGACCUACUGCCGCGAGAGGUUGCCUCACUACAAGGUUCCACGGACAGUGGUUUUCGAGGAUCUGCCGAAGACUUCUACCGGGAAGACGCAGAAGUAUGCGCUCAGGGCCAGGGCCAGGGCCAAAGCUAUUACGGAUCUUGUCUGAGUUACAGGCUCCAUUUCGAGUUUUCUUUGUCUUUGUCACUUCUUUUCCAUAAUGCAAAACGU